Messenger RNA from Gastrolobium bilobum, 6309 nucleotides. Its product is annotated as rRNA biogenesis protein RRP5. NCBI's taxonomy places the organism in Eukaryota, Viridiplantae, Streptophyta, Magnoliopsida, Fabales, Fabaceae. Gene Ontology annotation, molecular function: protein binding; RNA binding. Gene Ontology annotation, biological process: rRNA processing. Bases 74 to 5821 code for a protein of 1915 amino acids. The transcript is spliced from 40 exons. The record is from RefSeq and is a predicted model, not a curated record. Gene Ontology annotation, cellular component: small-subunit processome; nucleolus; nucleus.
AUUUCUAAACCCUGCUCCUUCUCCACCUUCAAGUGAAGCACAAGCUUGUUCUUGAAUCUAAGAAACAAUAGAUAUGGCACCACACGAUAAAAAAUCGCUUAAGAAGAACAAGAAUAAGGACUCAGUUGACAAGCCAAAAAUGGAUAAAGCCUCGAAGAAAAUAUUCAAACCCAGGAGGGAGCAAAACGACGCCGCCGCCGCCGCCGCUAAGUCUGAAGCACUCGCUUUGCAGCUCGAAGACGAAGUUCCCGAUUUCCCCAGAGGGGGAGAAUUUUUUGUGAAGCGAAGGAAUGGAAGAGAAGAUUAUGAUGAGUUUGGGGAUGAGGAGCAAUCAUGGAAGACGAAGAAGAAUAAGAAGGGGAAAAAUGUGUUGAGGAAGAGUAAUGAACCCGCAGAUGAUUGGGGCUUGCUUUCCAGCGAUGUUAUUGCCGGAAAACUACCGCGGCGUGUGAAUAAAAUUACUCUCAAGAAUAUAACUCCUGGAAUGAAGCUUUGGGGAGUUGUUGCUGAAGUAAAUGAUAAAGACCUUGUAGUUAGUCUACCUGGGGGUUUACGUGGUUUAGUUCAUGCUUCAGAUGCAUUGGAUCCUAUUUUCGACGACACAAUUGAGGUUGGGGAAAGUUUCCUUUCUAGUGUAUUUUGUGUUGGGCAGCUGGUUUCUUGUGUUGUGUUGAGAUUGGAUGAUGACAAGAAAGAGAAAGGAAGUCGGAAAGUUUGGCUUUCUUUGCGUCUCUCUUUGUUGCACAAGAACUUCAACUUGGAUGUUGUUCAGGAAGGCAUGGUCCUUGCUGCAUAUGUGAAAAGCAUUGAAGACCAUGGUUACAUUCUUCAUUUUGGUUUGCCUUCUUUCAUGGGAUUCUUACCAAUAAAUAGCUCUACUGAAGGCCGGGGCAGUGAAUUAAAAAUUGGACAACUUCUGCAAGGUUUGGUCAGGAGCAUUGAUAAAGUUCGUAAAGUGGUUUACUUGAGUUCUGACCCUGAUACAAUGUCCAAAAGUGUGAACAAGGAUCUCAGAGGUAUUUCUAUUGAUCUUCUAGUUCCAGGAAUGAUGGUUAAUGCCCGUGUGAAGUCAAUCCUCGAGAAUGGUGUUAUGUUAUCAUUUCUCACAUACUUCACUGGAACUGUUGAUCUGUUUCAUUUACAAAAUAUAUAUCCUGCAACAAACUGGAAGGAGAAGUACAAUGAAUCUCAGAAGGUUAUUUCUCGGAUAUUAUUCAUUGAUCCAUCAAGUAGAGCUGUUGGUUUGACGCUGAAUCCUCAUCUUAUUCAGAAUAAGGCCCCUCCCUCUCAUGUUAAAAUUGGAGAUAUAUAUGACAACUCAAAAGUUGUCAGGGUGGAUAGAGGAUCAGGACUAUUGCUUGAAGUUCCAUCAAUUCCUGAGUCAACUCCAGCUUUUGUCAGUAUAUCUGAUAUUGCUGAAGAGGAGAUCCAGAAGCUUGAGAAGAAGUUCAAGGCAGGAAAUCAUGUUCGAGUUCGUAUUCUUGGGUUAAGGCAUUUGGAAGGGCUUGCUACAGGGGUUUUGAAGGCUAGUGCUAUUGGAGAGGCAGUAUUUACUCAUUCUGAUGUUAAGCCGGGGAUGGUGGUGAAGGCUAAGAUUCUUUCAGUUGACAGCUUUGGCGCCAUUGUGCAAAUUCCUGGUGGUGUGAAGGCACUUUGUCCUCUUCGACAUAUGUCUGAACUGGAAAUUGCAAAGCCUGGAAAAAAAUUCAAGGUGGGAGCUGAAUUGGUUUUCCGUGUGCUUGGUUGCAAGUCAAAAAGAGUGACAGUUACACACAAGAAAACCCUCGUGAAAUCGAAACUUGGGAUUAUUAGUUCAUAUGCUGAUGCAGCUGAUGGUUUGAUAACUCAUGGAUGGAUAACAAAGAUUGAAGUUCAUGGGUGCUUUGUACGGUUUUACAAUGGGGUCCAAGGAUUUGCUCCGAGAUCUGAACUUGGAUUAGAGCCAGGUGCUGAUCCAGGUACAGUGUAUAAUGUUGGGCAAGUUGUUAAAUGCCGGGUCAUAAGUUCUAUUCCUGCUUCACGGAGGAUCAACCUUAGUUUCAUAAUAAAGCCCUCAAGGGUUACUGAAGAUGAUAAGGUUACUAUAGGUAGCCUUGUUUCAGGAGUUGUUGACAGAAUAACAUCUAAUGCCAUUGUUGUUUAUGUCAAUGCAAAUGCAAGGGGUACAAUAUCUAUAGAGCACUUGGCAGAUCAUCAUGGGCAAGCUAUUUUGAUGAAGUCCGUAUUGAAGCCUGGGUAUAAUUUUGAUCAACUACUGGUUCUAGAUGUUAAGGGGAACAAUUUGAUUCUGUCUGCCAAAAGUUCGCUUACUAAGUCUGCUCCACAGAUUCCAGCAGAUAUUAGUCAGAUACAUCCUAACUCAGUUGUGCAUGGCUAUGUAUGUAAUUUAAUUGAGACAGGCUGCUUUGUUCGUUUCCUUGGUCAUUUAACGGGCUUCGCUCCAAGAAAUAAGGCGGCAGAUGACCAGAAAGCCAAUAUUUUGGAAGCCUAUUACAUUGGGCAAUCAGUUCGCAGUAAUGUAUCCAAUAUUAGUAGUGAAACUGGUAGAGUAACACUCUCUCUAAAGCAGACAUCAUGUUCUUCAACAGAUGCAUCGUUUAUUCAAGACUUCUUUCUUAUGGAUGAAAAGAUUGCUAAGUUGCAGCACUUGGGCUCCGGUGCAUCUGAUUUGAAGUGGGAUGAUGGAUUAAACAUUGGUACCAUUGCUAAAGGAAAAGUUGAGGAUGUUAAGGAAGUGGGAACUGUUAUAAGCUUUGAGAAGUAUAGUGAUGUUUUUGGUUUUAUCACCAAUUACCAGUUAGCUGGAGCCAUUGUGGAGAGAGGCUCUAUGGUGGAAGCAUUGGUUCUUGAUGUUGCAAAGGCAGAACGACUUGUUGAUUUAACUCUAAAACCAGAGUUCAUUAAUAGAACUAAAGAAAGGAGUGCUAUUAGUCAUACCAACAAGAAGAAACGUCAAAGGGAGACAUUGAGGGACUUGGUGUUGCAUCAGACAGUGAAUGCAGUGGUGGAAAUUGUUAAAGAAAACUAUUUGGUUGUAUCAAUUCCGGAGAAUAAUUACACUAUAGGAUAUGCAUCAGUAACUGACUAUAAUACUCAAAGGUUUCCUCAGAAGCAAUUCCUAAAUGGACAGAGCAUUGUUGCAACUGUUAUGGCUCUUCCAAGCCCCGAAACAUCGGGAAGGUUGCUUUUACUUCUUAAUGAGGUAAAUGAGACAUCUAGUUCUAAAAGAACCAAGAAGAAAUCUGGCUAUAAAGUGGGAUCUCUGGUUGAGGCAGAGAUUACUGAAGUCAAAUCACUUGAACUUAAACUGAAGUUUGGAUUUGGCCUACAUGGCAGGGUUCACAUAACAGAGGUACAUGAUUCAAAUGUUAUCGAAAGUCCAUUUUCUAGCUACAAAAUUGGACAAACAGUGAUGGCAAGGAUUGUUGCAAAGCCAAAUGAAGCAGGUAGCAAUAGGAAGGGCUCACAGUGGGAGCUAUCAAUCAAACCUGAAAUGCUUACAGGUUCCAGUGAUACCGGAGACAAUGUAUCUGGAAAUCUUGACUUUAGAAUUGGGCAAUGUGUGGCUGGUUAUGUAUAUAAAGUAGAAAGUGAAUGGGUUUGGUUAACAAUAUCUCGAAAUAUAAGAGCUCAGCUAUAUAUUCUUGAUAGUGCUACUGAACCCAGCAAGCUUGAGGAUUUCCAGAAUCGAUAUCAUGUUGGACAACCUGUUUCUGGUCAUGUUCUGAGUAUCAACUGGGAGAAGAAGCUAUUGCGGUUGGUUCUACACCCCUUUUCUGCUCUCGCUUGCAGUAUUAGUGAGGAGCCACAAAUUAACAUUGUGAAUAAGGAUUUAACAGCAUAUAUUCACGAAGGAGAUAUUUUAGGUGGAAGGAUUAGUAAAAUACUUCCAGGUGUUGGUGGAUUACUUGUCCAAAUUGGUCCUCAUAUAUAUGGAAAAGUUCAUUUUACUGAACUUAAAGACACCUUGGUGCCUGAUCCUUUGUCUGGAUAUCAUGAAGGGCAAUUUGUCAAAUGUGUAGUUCUUGAAGUCAGCCACACUGUCAAGGGAACUGUUCAUGUGGACUUGUCAUUGCGUUCUUUCAAUGGGACGCUCUCUCAGGACUCUGCAGAUCUUCAUAGCAUUGUACAUUCUAAUGGCAAAUGUAAGGAAAAGAUCGAGGAUCUUCAUCCUGACAUGGUUGUAAAGGGUUAUGUUAAAAAUGUCUCGCCAAAAGGAUGUUUCAUUUUGCUUUCUCGAAAGAUUGAUGCCAAAAUUCUUCUGUCCAAUCUGUCCGAUCAAUAUGUUAAAGAUCUUGAGAAAGAAUUUCCUGUUGGAAAACUUGUAAUUGGCAGGGUUAUAUCUGUGGAGCCUCUUUCAAAUCGUGUUGAAGUAACACUGAAGACAUCAACUGUUUCCAGUACAUCAAAAUCUGAGAUUAUUGAUUUGAGUAAAUUUCAUGUUGGUGAUGUUAUAACUGGCACGAUUAAGCGGGUCGAGUCAUUUGGUUUAUUCAUUGCAAUUGACAACACAAACAUGGUUGGAUUGUGCCAUGUAUCAGAGGUUUCUGAUAAUCAUAUCGAGAACAUUGAAACAAAGUAUAGAGCUGGAGAGAAAGUAAAUGCAAGAAUAUUAAAGGUUGAUGAAGAAAGACAGAGAAUUUCUUUAGGAAUGAAGAAUUCAUAUAUGGAGGAUGAAACUGUGCUUCAAAUACCUUUAGAGGAAGGAUCAGAUGAACCUAUUGCAGAUGGAAUGAAUAGUAGUUUGCUUGAAACCUCAAAUAUAGAUGUUGAAGGUGAAAUUGAUCAUUUCACAAUUCUAUCCCAAGCAGAAGAAAGGGCGUACAUUCCUCCACUUGAUGUUGACCUUGAUGACUGUGAUCAAUUUGAUAUAAAUAACACUAAUAGUCAAAGUGAAGAACAUGCAAAUGAAGGCACCAGAGAUGAAAAGCAGAAGAGGCGUGAAAAGAAAAAAACAAAGGAAGAAAGGGAGAAACAAAUUAGGGCUGCUGAGGAAAGACUACUGGAGGAGGAUGUACCAAGAACUGCUGAUGAGUACGAAAAGCUGGUUAGAAGUUCUCCUAAUAGCAGUUUUGUCUGGAUAAAAUACAUGGAUUUCAUGAUUUCAUUGGCCGAUGUUGAGAAAGCCCGCUCAAUUGCUGAAAGGGCUUUGAGGACAAUAAAUAUCCGUGAAGAAAAUGAGAAGCUAAACAUCUGGAAGGCUUACUUCAAUUUGGAAAAUAAGUAUGGAAAUCCUAGAGAGGAGGCUGUUAUGAAAGUAUUCCAGAGAGCUCUACAGUACAAUGAUCCCAAAAAAGUCCAUCUAGCACUCUUGGGAAUGUAUGAGAGGACCGAGCAGCAUAAUUUAGCUGAUGAACUUCUCAGUAAAAUGUCAAAGAAGUUCAAGCAUUCAUGCAAAGUUUGGUUGAGGCGUGUGCAGAGUCUUUUGAAGCAAAAGCAGGAUGGAAUUCAACCAGUUGUCAAUCGUGCUUUGUUAAGCCUUCCCCGACAUAAGCAUAUUAAAUUUCUCUCUCAGACAGCUAUUCUUGAAUUCAAGAGUGGGGUUCCAGAUCGGGGGCGAUCCUUGUUUGAAGGAAUUCUACGGGAAUAUCCAAAGAGAACAGACUUGUGGAGUGUUUAUCUUGAUCAAGAAAUUCAACUUAAAGAUGAAGAUGUAAUCCGCGCACUGUUUGAAAGGGCAGUUAGUCUGAGCCUCCCACCUAAAAAGAUGAAGUUCUUGUUUAAAAAGUAUCUUGAUUAUGAGAAGUCCCAAGGUGAUGAAGAACGAAUUGAAUCUGUGAAGAGGAAAGCAAUGGAAUAUGUGGAGAGUACUCUGGCUUGAAUCAUCACUGCUUUAGUUUUGAAUUAUUCAGCUUGCUUCCAUUCUGGAGAUCCAAAGAGGAAAAGGUUGGGUUUGUUAAGGCAUGAGAACUAAACAGUACAAAUUUUCCUAAAUCACCGGAAACAGGAUUUAAAUCUUGGUCGGAGGCAUCUGUAAAUUUAGUGGUUCUAUAAUCAGCUUUCUGCAGAUUAAAUUAAGUGCAUGGAUGAGAGCUUGUAAGAUGAGAUGUAAAUGCAUCAAAUGUGCAAUGCAAGAUAAAGACAUGCCUUUGAUAAUUUUGGUUACCCCAGUUAGAUGUUGAGGUUGAGGAUUAGAGAGGAAAUAUAGGCCAUUUUAUUCUUAUUCUUUGUCGCUAGCUUCACAGUAGUUACUAAGGAUGAUAAAUGUUUUGCGCUUAUAGAUUAAACAACGAUGUAUUGUUGGGAUAGUGUUUGAUUGCAACUCAUUUCGAGAAUGUAACCAUUAUAUUUUGUUCUCUUUACGCUUAU